Messenger RNA from Scophthalmus maximus (turbot), 911 nucleotides. RefSeq lists its product as uncharacterized. Bases 327 to 872 code for a protein of 181 amino acids. The transcript has 5 exons. Gene Ontology annotation, molecular function: cytokine receptor binding. NCBI's taxonomy places the organism in Eukaryota, Metazoa, Chordata, Actinopteri, Pleuronectiformes, Scophthalmidae. The record is from RefSeq and is a predicted model, not a curated record. Gene Ontology annotation, biological process: defense response. Gene Ontology annotation, cellular component: extracellular region.
ACGCUCAGGUCAGAGUUCAUCAACAUGUAUUUACAGUCUGCGAUCGUUAGUUAUUGAAACAUGGAGACAUUGUGAUGUGCUGAACGUUUGAUAUUCCGUACUCUUCUCCUUUGACCUGAAAGUGUCACUGACGUUCAUUGUUUUUAGUUCAUACAGUUCACCGUUUUUCUCAUCACCACUCAAAUGCAACACGAACAGCAGUCAGUGAACGCAUCACCUGUAAAAACUAAAACGCAUCAUUGCACUAAAACUGAGUUCUGUUUGUGAACCUCAGGACCAGGAUCCACUGAAGACCAGGAGCAGUCAGAACCUUUAGAACCAGGACCAUGACGCCCUUGUCCGUCCUUCUUCUUCUGCAACUGUGCAGCUUCCAGCUGAUGGUGGUUGCCAUGCCGACCUGCAAGCUGCAGGCGAACGUGGUACUGAAGACGCACAACCUGCUCCGAGACCUGGGGGCGGCGUUUCCUGUCCACUGCCUGCAGUACAACGUCAACAUCUCCUUCCCAGACUCCGCCUUCCCUGACGCCACAGCCAGUCACCCUCAGUGCCGACGGGCAUUAUGGGUAGUGUAUGAGUCACUGCGGGGGAUGCAACUAAUUUUGGAGCAAAACGACUCACCUGUCGGAGAGGGCGGAGUCACGUGGGACGAAGGGAUACUCGACAACUUCCAGAACCUGCAGCACCGGCUGCUGGAGGACGGGAGCUGUCUGUCCACAGUCAAAGGUCCAGAUGUUUUCUCGUCUUACUUCAGUAACGUGACAGAUGUUUUGCAGCAGCAGGACAGCACCGUCUGUGGUUGGAUGGCUCUGAGGAGAGACGUCCUCUCCGUCCUGAAGACCGCCCUGCGGGAACACAACAGCUGUUUCACUUGAUGGAUCAUAAACAACCAUUUAUUUAUUCAUGUAUUUAUU